Molecule: messenger RNA, 1102 nt
Organism: Oncorhynchus masou masou (cherry salmon)
Lineage: Eukaryota; Metazoa; Chordata; Actinopteri; Salmoniformes; Salmonidae
Product: cytokine-like protein 1
Exons: 4
Coding region: 84-521 (145 amino acids)
Biological process (GO): positive regulation of transcription by RNA polymerase II
Source: RefSeq, a predicted model, not a curated record
GCGAAGCACACUCGUGUUGUAAAGCUCUUACCUAGUUGCCUAAACACUAAGCUUGUUUUGACCGACGCAACAACGGUUGAAAGAUGAGACUCGCACUUUUGUUGUGUUUCUUCAGUUUUAUUUGGUUGGCUGACUGUACACCACCGACAUGCUAUUCCCGAGUGCUCGGCUUGAGCAAGGAAAUAAUAGGCCUUUUAGGAAAACUACACAAUUAUCAUCGCACGAAAACAUGCGUUGAGAUUCUGCCCAAGAUGUUUCUGGAUGUGCAAAAUUCGUGCAUCAAUACCAAGCUCCGUGACUUCCUCUAUGUCAUGGAGAACCUUCCUACACAGUACUGCAGAGAGCGACCCAGGAUCGUGUUGUUGAAGCAGAAAGUCACCAACCUGUACAGAAUCAUCAACAGAAUCUGUUAUCGGGACCUAGUGUAUUUUACAGAUGACUGUGAGGCCAUUGAGACUGGCCAGAGUACCCCUCACUACAGAGAGGACAGGCUCCAGAUGCUGGUGGAAGAGAAGAGAUGAGCCCAUCCAGAGACAAACACAUACACAGGAAUAUAAUUGUGAGGGCAUGUAAACUCUGUUUCACUCACACACACACAUACAUAGCACCACACACAACUCUAGCUAAAAACAUGACAACAUAGUUUAAUUUCUAACCUUUAAGCCUAAAGAUUUUGAGUUUUUUUGUCCAAGUGAGGUCUCAUGUUAGAUGGCAUGUGACUGGUUACAUUUCAAAUGGAGAACUUUCCAUAGGAAAUUAGCUGAAUACCAGCUAUUCUGAUGAAAAGCUUUUACCAGAAUAAACCAAAAUGUUUGUGUGCAUCACUUACCGCUGCUUACCUACCACACUGUUCGAAAGGCAUGCCUUAUUUAUCCAAAUAUCUUGUAUGUUUCCAUAACUCUUCAUACAUACCGAGGACCCAGCUCGUACAUCCCUGAGAAAAGAUUGAUUACCUCAUGCUGAUUGUAUGACUAGGCCUAUUCUUUAACCUAAACUCUAGUAAUGUAUCUUGUUCAGAUAUAGACUAUACUUAAUCAUGAUUGCAUUUUCUUGUAAUUGGUGCAGUAGGCUAUACAUCUGUGUAUUAGUUAUAUGUAUGUAA